This is a messenger RNA of Nicotiana tabacum (common tobacco), 673 nucleotides long. The record is from RefSeq and is a predicted model, not a curated record. NCBI's taxonomy places the organism in Eukaryota, Viridiplantae, Streptophyta, Magnoliopsida, Solanales, Solanaceae.
UUUUCUUUCCAGACGGAUAAGUCAGUGCCUAACACUUUGAUCAUAGCCAAUUGUGACGUGGUGAAGCCCAGGGUUGCAGCAGAAAAUCACAUUGCAAAUUUCAAUGAAGAAGCACGCUCGCCAUUUGUGAAGAAGUACAAAACCAUAAUACACCCAGGAGAGGUUAACAGAAUCAGAGAACUCCCACAAAACAAAAACAUAGUGGCAACCCAUACUGAUGGUCCUGAAGUUCUCAUUUGGGACAUUGAAGCUCAGCCCAAUAAACAUGCUGUCUAUGGUGCUGCUGCUUCGCGUCCGGAUCUGGUAUUGAGUGGACAUCAAGACAAUGCAGAAUUUGCUCUGGCACUGUGCCCAAUGGAACCCUUUGUACUCUCUGGAGGAAAGGACAAAACUGUGGUAUUGUGGAGCAUUCAAGACCACAUUUCAACAUUGGCAGCAGAUGCAACCAAGCCUGCUGGAUCAGCUGGCUCUAUAAUUAAGUCUGCUGAUAAUCCAUCUAUUGGUCCACGUGGUAUCUUCCAGGGCCAUGAGGAUACAGUUGAAGAUGUUCAGUUUUGCCCUUCAAGUUCACAGGAAUUUUGUAGUGUUGGUGAUGAUUCAUGCCUCAUAUUGUGGGAUGCUCGAGUUGGUAAUAAUCCUGUUGUGAAGGUAUGAUGAUUACUUUCUUGAUUGU